This is a messenger RNA of Fulvia fulva, 948 nucleotides long. RefSeq lists its product as uncharacterized. NCBI's taxonomy places the organism in Eukaryota, Fungi, Ascomycota, Dothideomycetes, Mycosphaerellales, Mycosphaerellaceae. The coding region runs from base 1 to 948 and encodes 315 amino acids. The record is from RefSeq and is a predicted model, not a curated record. The transcript has a single exon.
AUGUCGUUCUCAGGUGGUCAGCCCUCGAUGCUUCCGCUCUUGUACCAGCAGCACAACCACUAUGUUGCCGAACUCGGGCACACCCAUCAAGCGCUCAGCAAGCUCUACAAGAAGUUAGCCACAGUGGAGCGUGUGCUCGCCGAGCGUCAGGAACGAGAGCUAUCUCGGAGCGACAAGAAGAAGUGGCAGUACACCCGCUCGCUCGCGAAGAAAGCGGUGGGCAAUUUGGAAUCACAGCAAGCUAUGCUCCACGAUCACCUGCGACAAUGUAACAACCUCAUUGCAUCAUACGAACAAGGCGGCGAAUUCGACACUCCGGUGACCCCUUGGACAGCUCAGAUCCCACCAUCUCCAUUUCUGUACACACCAUUCAGUCCCGUGGGAGCUUCGCCCUGGACUUCUCACCAGCACCAACCCAGCACGAACAAUGGCACUGAGACAGCACCACAGUACUGGGACCUAUCGAUGCUGCGUGAACGACGUCUGUCCUCACCAUACGGCUCUACCGCCACUGCGGACAGCGGCUUUUACGAGUCUGUGGCCCACGGUCUGAACGUCAACGCGGAGCCUUUCAACCACAUGAACCAUGUGUACGCCCAUGAGCUCGUGUCGCCAGUGUUCUACAGUCCUUUUGCUGGGUCAUUCGGCACGCACGAGAGCAGUCUGUCUCCAACACGACGCGAAAGAAGCGAUGUGUUGCCCGAGCUGCUGAUGCCCACUUCUCCGGUCAAAGUCGGCGCCCAGAGCUCGCACAAACGAUGUUACUCAGUAAAUGCCGUCCAGCUUAUCGAAAGCCGCCUGGCAGCGCCGAAUGCAAAGCCUCAGAGAGGCAUGAGUGUUGGGGGUAUAUCCGGAAAGAGAAACGAACCAGACAAUGGGCUUGAUGAGAACACGCAAGGAGGUGGAAUGUCUUCCAUUAUUGCCCCAGAGACAGAGACAACAGCCUAA